CCGGGAGCGCCACCGCCACCGCCCGGCCCAGGCCCAGGCCCUGUCCCAGGCCCUGCGCGGAGCGGAGCGGAGCGGCGUCCACCCGGGCCCAGCAAGCCGGCGCGGCGGGGGCGGGCCCAGGAUCUUCGGCGUAUCUUCCAUUCUCCUGGGCGGGAGCGGGAGAGGGAGCGGGAGCCCCUGCGCCCCUGAUCGGGCUGGGCCCGCUCCCAUGGCGAGCGCGGCCUGCCCGGGCCCCGGGGACCCUGCCAUGUGAGGCAGGCCCCGGGCUGGGGGCCCGGCCAUGGCCGGGGAACGGCCCCCACUACGGGGCCCAGGGCCCGGGCCCGGAGAGGCGCCGGGGGAGGGUCCUCCGGGGCCCGGGGGCGCGGGCGGAGGCCCGGGCCGGGGCCGCCCCUCCUCCUACCGGGCUCUCCGCAGCGCCGUGUCCAGCCUGGCGCGCGUGGACGAUUUCCACUGCGCCGAGAAGAUCGGGGCCGGCUUCUUCUCUGAGGUCUACAAGGUUCGGCACCGACAGUCAGGGCAAGUCAUGGUGCUGAAAAUGAACAGGCUCCCCAGUAACCGGGGAAACACGCUGCGGGAGGUGCAGCUGAUGAACCGGCUCCGGCACCCCAACAUUCUAAGGUUCAUGGGGGUCUGUGUGCACCAAGGGCAGCUGCACGCUCUUACAGAGUAUAUGAAUGGGGGGACCCUGGAACAGCUGCUCAGCUCCCCCGAACCCCUAUCCUGGCCUGUCAGGCUCCGCCUGGCUUUGGACAUCGCCCGCGGCCUGCGGUACCUGCAUGCCAAAGGUGUAUUCCACCGAGACCUCACAUCCAAGAACUGUCUGAUCCGGCGGGAAGACCGAGGCUUCACAGCUGUUGUGGGCGACUUUGGGCUGGCUGAAAAGAUUCCUGUGUAUAGGGAAGGGGCAAGGAAGGAGCCGUUGGCUGUGGUGGGUUCCCCAUACUGGAUGGCUCCAGAGGUGUUGCGGGGUGAACUGUAUGAUGAGAAGGCCGACGUCUUUGCCUUUGGGAUUGUCCUCUGUGAGCUCAUCGCACGAGUACCUGCGGACCCUGACUACCUACCCCGUACUGAGGACUUCGGCCUGGAUGUGCCUGCUUUCCGAACCCUGGUAGGGGAUGACUGCCCACUGCCCUUCCUGCUCCUGGCCAUCCACUGCUGCAGUAUGGAACCUAGCACUCGUGCUCCCUUCACUGAAAUCACCCAGCACCUGGAAUGGAUCCUGGAGCAGCUGCCUGAGCCAGCCCCCCUCCUCAGGGCUCCCCUGGCACACAGUCAGGGGUCUGUUCCAAGAGGGGGCCCCUCUGCCACACUUCCCAGGCCAGACCCUCGGCUCUCCCGAAGCCGGUCAGACCUCUUCCUGCCCCCAUCGCCAGAAUCGCCCCCCAACUGGGGGGACAAUCUGACUCGAGUCAACCCCUUUUCACUACGGGAAGACCUCAGAGGUGGCAAGAUCAAGCUCCUGGACACACCCAGCAAGCCAGUUGCCCCCCUACCCCUUGUACCACCAUCACCAGUGCCCUCCACCCAGCUGCCCUUGGUGACCACUCCAGAGACCUUGGUCCAGCCUGGGACACCUGCCCGCCGCUGCCGCUCACUACCGUCAUCCCCUGAACUUCCCCGACGUAUGGAAACAGCACUGCCAGGUCCUGGCCCUCCUGCUGUGGGCCCCUCGGCUGAAGAGAAGAUGGAGUGUGAGGGCAGUAGCCCUGAGCCAGAAGCCCCGGGGCCAGCUCCCCAGCUGCCCCUGGCCGUGGCCACAGACAACUUCAUCAGCACUUGUUCCUCAGCCUCCCAGCCCUGGUCCCCUAGAUCAGGAGCCCCCCUUAACAACAACCCCCCAGCCGUGGUGGUGAACUCCCCACAAGGCUGGGCUGGGGAGCCCUGGAACCGGGCCCAGCAUAGCCUGCCCCGUGCAGCAGCCCUGGAGCGGACAGAACCCUCGCCGCCCCCGUCAGCCCCCCGGGAGUCCGAGGAGGGGCUGCCCUGCCCUGGCUGCUGCCUCAGCCCCUUCAGCUUUGGCUUCCUGUCCAUGUGCCCCCGCCCCACACCAGCUGUGGCCCGCUACCGCAACCUGAACUGCGAGGCGGGCAGUCUCCUCUGCCACCGGGGGCACCAUGCCAAGCCACCCACAACCAGCCUGCAGCUGCCUGGGGCACGCUCUUAGCAGUGGGGCCUGUGGUCUCCGGCCUCCACCCUUGGCCUUCAGGAUGCCCUGUGAGGACAGAGAGCACAUGCUGGACUGUGCCAGCCCCGGAUGGGCUGAGCAGCUCUUCUCCCUGUAGAGGGGAACCUCGGCAUGGACGUGAGGAACAGAACAUUUCCUUUGCAUCCCCUGAGCUUGCUCUCCCGUGGGGAUCACUGAACCAGACAAAGCGUUGCCGACACACGAGACUAACACGUGCAAAUUAUUUAAAAAUAUUUCAAUAAAACUGCCUGGCUGGCUCCGGGCUGCCCCUA
Lagenorhynchus albirostris (white-beaked dolphin) is the source of this 2460-nucleotide messenger RNA. RefSeq names its product testis associated actin remodelling kinase 1 (gene TESK1). Bases 281 to 2167 code for a protein of 628 amino acids. Gene Ontology annotation, molecular function: protein serine/threonine kinase activity; ATP binding. NCBI's taxonomy places the organism in Eukaryota, Metazoa, Chordata, Mammalia, Artiodactyla, Delphinidae. Gene Ontology annotation, biological process: positive regulation of stress fiber assembly; actin cytoskeleton organization; protein phosphorylation. The record is from RefSeq and is a predicted model, not a curated record. The transcript is spliced from 10 exons. Gene Ontology annotation, cellular component: nucleus; cytoplasm.